UUAAAAACAAAAACAAAAAUAAAGAACAGCUCAAAUAAUUUUUUAUUUUUAUACAAUGACUCGUAAAUUAUCAAAUAAUCAAAAUAAUCGUGCCCACUAAAUUUAAAUGAAAAUUCUAAAACUAAAAAACAACUGGUACAAAAAUAAAAGUCAACUCAGUUCUCAACUUAGUGCUCAAUUCACUUGUUUGUGUCAAAAUUCUAGGUUAUAAAUACUAUUUACUUUCACAAAAAAAAAUUUAUUUAUAAAUUAUUGGGACCAAAAUUUCCAGUUAAAAAUUCCCAGGACCAAAACUUAAUUAUUUUUCUAUAUAAAAAAAAAAAAUAAUUUACGUGAGUGUUUGAUAAAAUCCAUGCUUUUUAAAUGAAUUUAACCAUAAGUAAAUUGAUCACCAGGUUGGCACUCCGCAAUAAAUUGAUAGAAUUAAAAAUGUCAUCGCAAAUAUCGUUGGACGAUCGCAUGUUGAAGUCAGUACGUAAAAUAGUCCCUUCAUUGACAACAACAAAAUACAAAGGUCAGGAUGGCAGGAUAGGGAUCUUCGGUGGUAGCAUGGAGUACACAGGCGCGCCAUAUUUCGCAGCAAUGAGCGCUUUUCGUACCGGUGCUGACUUGGUUCAUAUAUUUUGUACAAAAGAUGCUGGCACUGCUAUAAAAUCAUUCAGUCCAGAACCAAUCGUUCACCCACUGCUGGAUCACGCUGACGCAAUAAGACAAAUAAAACCAUGGCUAGAUCGUCUGCAUGUUAUAUUAAUCGGACCCGGUCUAGGACGUGAUGAAAAAAUAUUCAAAAUUAUUGCGGAGUUGAUAAGUAUCUGUCGUGAUUUAAAAAAACCCCUGAUCAUUGAUGCUGAUGGACUGUUUCUGCUAUGCCAGAAGCCAGAUUUAAUUCGCGAUUACCCAGGUGUUAUAUUGACCCCCAAUGCUAUGGAGUUCAGUCGUUUAGUCAAAGCAUUUCUUGAUCGAACUGUCCAGCCGGCGCCGGUUGUCAAAAUAUCUGAGCUCAAACAUCUGGCGGAUUCAAUUGGGAAAAAUGUUGUUAUUCUUAAUAAAGGCGCCAAGGAUGUGAUUGUUGAUGGACAGAAAGGUAGUGAGGCUAUUACUUGUGCUACCUCGGGUUCAGGAAGACGUUGUGGUGGUCAAGGUGAUUUAUUAGCUGGUUCGCUGGCUGUUUUUUGGUGGUGGGCAAUCACUGCUGGACCCAGUGAAUGCACUAUUUCGUCACCUGCUAUCACUGCUGCUUAUGCGGCUUCAAGAUUGACGCGAGAGUGCAAUGCGAGUGCUUUUAAAGACAAACAACGUUCUAUGUUGACUACUGAUAUGGUGGAAAAUAUUCAUACGGUCUUUAGUAAACUUUUUGAAAUUAACAACAAAUUUCCUCCAAAUGGAAAAAUUAUUCGGAUGAAAAGUGGAGAUUUAUAAUUUGGAAAAAAAAAUAGAAUCAAGUUUUUUGUAUUUAAUACAUUUUUUAGGUGAUACAAAUAAUAAAAUAUUUUAUAUUUAUGUAAUACACAUAUUUUAUAUUAUAUAUUUUUAAAAAUAAGGAAUACUGGUUCUUUUUAUUUAAGGUCGUGUAGUCUUAUAAAUUAUAAAAUUAUCAAUAUAAUUAAUGAGUAUAUUGACAAAUAAGAGACUCAUUCAAAUAAUUUAUGAGCUCAUUUUUUUUUUUUUUUUUUUUUUUUUUUUUUUUA
Messenger RNA from Microplitis mediator, 1688 nucleotides. It is a transcript of the gene Naxd, whose product is annotated as ATP-dependent (S)-NAD(P)H-hydrate dehydratase. The record is from RefSeq and is a predicted model, not a curated record. The transcript has 2 exons. Gene Ontology annotation, molecular function: ATP-dependent NAD(P)H-hydrate dehydratase activity. NCBI's taxonomy places the organism in Eukaryota, Metazoa, Arthropoda, Insecta, Hymenoptera, Braconidae. Gene Ontology annotation, biological process: metabolite repair. Bases 364 to 1419 code for a protein of 351 amino acids.